AACUAUGUGCCAAACAAUGCGUUGCAUCCUGGUUGCCUGUGUGGCCCUCGCUCUCCUCGCCGCCGGCUGCCGAGUGGAGGCGUCCAACUCCAGACCCCCACGGAAGAACGAUGUCAACACCAUGGCCGAUGCCUAUAAGUUCCUGCAGGAUCUGGACACCUACUACGGGGACAGAGCCCGCGUUCGGUUCGGAAAGCGCGGGUCGCUGAUGGAAAUCCUGAGGAAUCACGAGAUGGACAACAUAAAUCUGGGAAAAAAUGUUAACAACGGAGGAGAAUUGGUGCGCGGUUUUAAUGAGGAGGAGAUAUUCUAAAUCCACUCUAGGCGACCAUGGCAACGUCACUAACUCAUGAUUAUAGUUAUUAGCAUACGUAUUUUAAUUUCAAUUGUUUUUCGGGGCAAUAGUUUAACGUGCUAGGAAAGAAAAUGUAGUUGCAGCUACAGAAUUAAGUAUUUACUCUAGUCUUGAUGUCGGUUAAAUAAAUGAAUUACCCCAAUAAUCGAUGUUAAUACUUAAAUAAAGGGUGCAAAGAUCAA
Messenger RNA from Drosophila sechellia, 537 nucleotides. It is a transcript of the gene NPF, whose product is annotated as neuropeptide F. The record is from RefSeq and is a predicted model, not a curated record. NCBI's taxonomy places the organism in Eukaryota, Metazoa, Arthropoda, Insecta, Diptera, Drosophilidae. Bases 5 to 313 code for a protein of 102 amino acids. The transcript has 2 exons.